Uranotaenia lowii is the source of this 4678-nucleotide messenger RNA. RefSeq lists its product as uncharacterized. The coding region runs from base 188 to 4678 and encodes 1496 amino acids. The record is from RefSeq and is a predicted model, not a curated record. The transcript has 3 exons. NCBI's taxonomy places the organism in Eukaryota, Metazoa, Arthropoda, Insecta, Diptera, Culicidae.
UGAUUUUCGUCCAUUAGCUUAAAAUAGCCGGUGAUAUCCGACGGUUUAGGGUUGCCAGAGCUAGAGCUUAGGGUAAACGGCGAAACUUAUUUUCGAGUUCGUUCGCAUACAACGUACUACGGAACAGUUUUUAUUUCCCACAAAUCUCGAAAAUAAAGCUGCAACGAGCAACCUAAACCUGGAACCGAUGAUGGAAGGCCCUACCGGAGAGCUGUUCAACUGCGUGACAUGUCGCCGCCCGGAUUCAGCGCAGAGCAUGGUCGCUUGUGACGAGUGUUCGCAAUGGCAACAUUAUGGAUGCGCCGGUGUUACGGCUACCAUAGCCGAUCGAAGCUGGCUCUGCUGCAGAUGCGUAGCUAGUCACAACGCAGUUAAUUCGACUCAAACCGGCAACAUAAACUCGCCCGAAGCACACACAACGUUUGCUUCAGCUCGCGCCGCUGAACGUCAUGAUAAUACCACCGGUCCAAUAAGAGGGAGACAGGACGAUCCAAAUUUCGGAAGACUUCAAUCCUCGUCUAAUUCGAAUGCCGGAUCAGUCGUCUCAGUCAAUGCUAUUGCUCAUCUUCGUUUAAGGCACCUGAAAGAGCAAAAGGAUUUGGAGGAUCAAAAAGCGGAACGGGAUCGCGAGUUUCUUGCUAGAAAGCAGCAGCUAGAAGCAGAAAUAGCUUUGGAAGAGCUCAAUGAAGGAUGUGAUCGUAGCGUAGGAGGAAAAAGUCAUCGAAGUAUCGCCGGUUGGGUGGAACAACAAUGCGGAUUCGUGCAUACUUCUACCCCAGUCCAGCAGAAACCCGAGACAGUGGCUCCAAGUGCGAACCCACAUCCCGCCAUCCAACAGCGAGAGGAGCGGCAAAGAAUGCAAGCAAUAAUUCAAUCAGGUCAACAGAUUCAACCAAGCACUGCGCCAAAACAAGCAGAGAUUCCAGUAAGAAAUCCUCCCCCAGCUAUAGCACCGGGCCCAAGGAGCAAUUAUCUUGAUUCGAAUCCACGUUUUCCGCCAGUGGCUCAGAAUCCAGUUCCACCUGUACCAGUGAAUCCGCUAACAUUGCCACCGCCGAGCUCGUCGCAGUUCCCUGGAUUUCCAGUGAUGAAUAACCCCUACGGGACGAUGUAUUUUCCAAAUAUUCCUGACAUGCCGUCAUCUGGUGCUGAUUAUCAGUUUGCGCACCCUCAGGGAGGAGUCUUUAUCAACAACCCAGUCAGGCAUCCGAACUUUGGUUUGAAUGUACAGCCGUGUGCUUGGCAAGCAUCCGAGCAGCACCCGCCUACAGUUCCACCAACAGUGUCAGCAGAUUUGGGUAAAGGAUUUCCUCAUGCUACAGGUCGCAUGAUUACGCCACAGCAACUGGCGGCGCGUCAAGUUGUCUCUAGAGACCUCCCCAAGUUUUCCGGGGACCCACUCGAGUGGCCCAUGUUCUUGAGUGCAUUUGAAUCGACAACGGCCAUGUGUGGCAUACAACCCGACGAGAACCUUGCUAGGCUACAGAAAAGUCUUGUUGGUAGCGCUCGCGAAAAGGUUCAGAAUAUUCUAACGCUGCCGGAUGCAAUCCCGGAAAUUAUCGACAUCCUACGAGCCGAGUGUGGAAGGCCAGACCAAAUUGUAUACUGUCUGCUAUCCAAGAUCCGGAAAACCGCUCAGCCGUCUGUGACGAAAUUGGAGACGCUUGUGACGUUCGGCAGAGAGGUACGCAACAUGGUGACGUACAUGCAGUCAGCGAAACUGAACACCCAUUUGGACAAUCCACUAUUGCUGGCAGAGCUUGUUGCUAAGCUUCCACCCGACUUGCAGCUACAAUGGGGUAUGAAGUUAGCAGCUCUUCCGGAACCAUCGCUUGGCGAUUUCUGUGCGUUUGUGUCGGCUUAUCGAACAGCGGCAUGCAAGGUGAAAUUGACGUCGGAUGUUGGUCUGAAUGAAAAAGCCACAAAAGGUGUUGUGAGAAAGGAGAAGCCAGUUUAUUUGAACGCACAUUCCGCCUCCGUGUCCUCAGCGCCUGGACCACCGGCUUCGAAAGUUACUCCGGUGCUAAAGCCGUGCCUGAUGUGCAAAAGUACAACGCACAGAGUCCGAACUUGUAAGCAGUUCGAAACGUUGCCGCUCGAAGAGAAGCUGAGGUUCAUCAGUGAAACGGAUAUGUGUAAGCGUUGUCUGGCGCCGCAUGGAAGGUGGCCUUGCCGAAACAAGCAGCCUUGCGGGAUCAAUGGAUGCCCUGAGCCCCACCAUAAACUGCUACAUCCAGGAAGUUGUUCGACUCUCAAGAGUCAAGGAUCGGAAUCUUCGGUAUCGGUAACUGCCCAUCAUCAACACCAGCAAGGCACCACUUUCUUCAAAAUACUUCCCGUGACUCUUCACGCGAACGGGAAGUCGGUGUCCACAUUUGCUUUUCUGGAUGACGGAUCCGACCUGACGCUGGUCGAAGACGAACUUAUCGACGAACUGGGCUUGGUGGGCGAAAGAAUUCCGCUUUGCUUGCAGUGGACUAGUAACGUCACGAGAAGUGAAAGUAACUCUCGUAAGGUCGAGAUAGGUAUCUCGGGUGCUUCGAACAAUCGCAUCCAUCAGCUGGCGAACGUAAGAACCGUUGAGAGCUUGGAAUUACCGAAGCAGAGCCUGGAUUAUGAGAGUCUCUCGAACCAAUUCCCCCAUCUGAGUGGACUUCCCAUCAGCAGCUACCGGACGGCCGUGCCACGAAUUCUUAUCGGUGUCGAUAAUGCCCAGCUCAACUUAGCUUUGAAGAAGAGGGAAAGAUCCGGAGGAGAACCUGUUGCUGCUAAAUUUCGCCUCGGAUGGGCAAUAUUCGGUGGAAGACGAGCACCUGAGACGAUAGGUAGUGCUUUUGUUCACGUCUGCGAGUGCUCCAAUAGCCGCGAGCUCCAUGAAAUGGUCCAGCAGUAUUUUGAAUUCGAAAACCUGGCGAUAUCCGGAUUGAAUCCGCCCGAAUCCGAUGAAGAUCGACGGGCCAGAAGAUUGCUCGAAGAGACGACAGUUCGUACACCAUCCGGAAAGUUCCAAACUGGAUUGCUUUGGAAAAGCGAUGAGCCGGUUUUUCCGAACAACUUUAGCAUGGCAGUACGUCGACACGGUUGUUUUGAAAGGCGCUUGCUGAAAGAUCCCGAACUGAAAACUAAUAUUGACAAGCAAAUCGACGAUUAUCUGCAGAAGGGGUACGUUCACAAAGCGACGUCAGACGAGCUCCGCAACAGUGACGACAGAAAGAUUUGGUACCUGCCAAUCAGCGCAGUGCGACAUCCACGCAAGCCAACGAAGGUGCGUGUAGUCUGGGAUGCUGCGGCAACGUAUGGAGGAACCUCUCUGAACUCCCAGCUUUUGAAAGGGCCGGAUUUGGUGAAGCUUCUAUCUGUCCUCUGCCGAUUCCGACAGAAACAGUAUGCCAUCGCUGGGGACAUAAGGCAAAUGUUCCACCAGUUGAUUAUUCGUCCGGAAGAUAGGAACGCACAACGAUUUUUGUAUCGGGAAAAUCCAGAAGCUGCGCUCGACGUGUACAUAAUGGACGUCGCAACGUUCGGGGCAACAUGCUCCCCGUGUUCAGCACAGUUUGCUAAGAAUAAAAACGCCCAGGAACAUAAAGAUCGUUAUCCGGAAGCUGCUGAAGCAAUCGUUGACAACACAUAUGUUGACGAUUUUCUUGCGAGCUGUGAUACCAUUGAAGAGGCAACGAAACUGGCUUUGGAAGUGAGUUUGGUCAACCGAUCGGCUGGUUUUGAGAUACCUAGUUGGCAGUCGAAUUCCGAACACCUCCUGAAACGGGUUGGGGUGACUACUGGAGAUGAGAUGAAGAGCUUUGCCAUCGAGAAGACGACAAAAACCGAAAGAGUCCUCGGUAUGAUGUGGGUACCGAGUGAAGAUGUGUUUGUAUUUUCGGCGGAUUUCCGAACAGAUCUACUCCCGUUGCUGUCUGGGGAAACGCGACCAACAAAGCGGCAAGUGUUGCAGGUGGUCAUGAGCCUUUUUGACCCGCUCGGAAUUGUGGCCUGCUACACCAUACACGGGAAAAUUCUCAUCCAGUCCAUCUGGCGUUCGGGAAUUCUGUGGGAUGAUCCUAUCUGCGACGACGACUUUGAUAUGUGGCAGCGCUGGAUCAAACUGACACCGAAGUUGGAAAAUGUAAGAGUGCCACGUUGUUAUUUCCCCAACUACACUACCGGCAGCUACAAUUCACUUCAGCUGCAUGUGUUCGUGGACGCCAGUGAGCUGGCCUACUGUGCUGCGGCCUAUUUUAGAAUCGUUGACGGAGAUACUCCCCGCUGCGCUCUGGUGGCAGCUAAGGCCAAAGUUACACCUUUAAGACCACAAUCCAUACCUCGAAACGAGCUGGGCGCUGCAGUGAUUGGUUCUCGGUUGCUGAAGUCUGUAGAAGAAAGUCACUCACUGCAAAUUACCGAAAAGUUCCUGUGGACCGAUUCUUCGACUGUUAUGGCCUGGCUCCGUGCGGAUCCACGAAAAUAUCGCCAAUUUGUCGGUUUUAGAAUAGCAGAAAUUUUGACGAAUACUUCGGUGGAAGACUGGCAGUGGGUUCCUUCCCGUGACAACAUAGCCGACCAAGGAACCAAAUGGGGUAAUGGUCCCAACUUCGAUCCAGAUGGAAUGUCCGAAACAAAAACCCUGCCUGGAGUCACCCAAAGACGAAUUACGGUCGGUAAACGUUCAUCGUCAGUCUGA